Molecule: messenger RNA, 1521 nt
Organism: Xiphophorus maculatus (southern platyfish)
Lineage: Eukaryota; Metazoa; Chordata; Actinopteri; Cyprinodontiformes; Poeciliidae
Gene: ing1
Product: inhibitor of growth family member 1
Exons: 4
Coding region: 184-1098 (304 amino acids)
Biological process (GO): positive regulation of DNA-templated transcription
Cellular component (GO): nucleus
Source: RefSeq, a predicted model, not a curated record
UCUGAAACUAUUUAGGUUCGUUGUUCGUUUUUGAGGAGGGACGCUCCUCUACUCUCCUCAACUCUGUAGUUACACAUAACCUGGUGUUAGCAACACGGUACCGUCAAGGAGACGAGGCUACCAGCGGAAAACCAAGCAUAUCCAGAGGUGUAGGAGCGUCUUUUGGGGUGGAAAGGAGUCGCGAUGUUGAACCCGAGCAACGGUGACCCAGGCCACGUUGUGGUGAAUUAUGUCGAGGAGUACUUGGACCUGGUGGAGUCUCUGCCUUUCGACUUGCAGAGGAGCGUGUCCCUCAUGAGGGAAAUAGAUGCCAAGUAUCAAGAUGCACUCAAGGAGCUUGAUGAUGCGUAUGAACGCUACCGCCGAGAAUUGGACUCGCUUCAGCGGCGCAAGCUGCAGUUAUCCAUCCAGAGGGCGUUGAUCCGCAGUCAGGAGCUUGGAGACGAAAAGAUCCAGAUUGCUGGUCAAAUGGUGGAGUUGGUGGAGAACCGAACCCGACAAAUGGAGUGGCAUUCUGAGCUUCUCCUCUCCUCCCAAGAAGUGCAAGAGAGUCACAUUACUACGACGACGCCUAUGACGACCGCUUCUGUGUCCCUGAUGUCGGCCUCUUCGGCGACAGUCACUCCGGGCAAAUCCGGCCACCACGACAAGAAACGAGACGAAGUCACCCCGGGUUCGGUUGGUGGAGACAAAGCGGGAGGGAAGCGCUCGAGGCGUCAGAAGAACGGAGAAAACCGCGAGUGCUACGGGGGUCUGGAUCAGUCGGAGGAAGUGGGCGCAUCUCGGGAAAAGAGGCCCAAAACGUCUUCCAAGAAGAAGAAACGAUCUAAAGGGAAGUCGGAGAGAGAAGUGUCGCCUCCUGACCUGCCCAUAGAUCCAGACGAGCCGACGUACUGCUUGUGUGAGCAGGUUUCCUACGGAGAGAUGAUUGGCUGCGACAACGACGAAUGUCCAAUAGAGUGGUUUCAUUUCUCCUGCGUUGGGCUCCAUCACAAGCCCAAAGGCAAGUGGUACUGCCCCAAGUGUCGGGGAGAGAACGAAAAGACCAUGGACAAAGCCCUGGAGAGGGCCAAAAAGGAGAGAGCUUAUAACAGGUAGCUCGCUUUGCUUGGCCCAGUGAACUCUGAAUAAAAGCUACAAUUUUAUGUGUUUGUUUUCAUUUAACACUUAUGAAGUAUUGUACCGAUGAAAAGGGUCAGUUAAAAAGUUAUUUUUGUAGCCGCUGCAGAGCUGAGGAACAAGAUGCACCUCCGACUGGCUUCUGGCAUUUGUAAAAACAUUUAUAGUAAGAAAAGAACAGGUCCGUGUGCAUGUUUUAGGAGCUGCUCUACACUUGCAUCGCUUUUUGUUCUCAUCAUACAUUAAACCCAAGUUCAAGUAUAUCUGCUCAUUUAACAAAUAAAACAUUUCUAAACUAAUAACCUAUGGUGUCUGGUAUAACGGCUGUCUCAGAGAGCUUGGUUUGUAGUUCAGCUAGCUGUAAGUUGUAGUUUAUUAAAGUUAACGUGUUUUGUAUAUAUA